AUGACGGAAAUCGCAGCCUCGUUGAUAGGUAUUGCGACAUUCGGCAUCAAAUUGACCACGACUCUGUAUGAAUUUGGCGCGAACGCCGCCUCUGCAAGAGAACAGACCGAUCGUAUCGCUCGACAUCUCCGUCUCUACUCAGAAGUUCUCGAAGUGUUGGUCGUCCGCAUCGAUGAUGGUGAGCCUAUCCAUUCUGCCAAGGCACUCAGCCUAGUCGAUGAAAUAUACGAUCAAUCGUAUGAUCUCUUCGAUGACAUCAAAAACUUGAUUCCCCAGAAAGGGGUUCGAAUGAGUUUUAUGCGGAAGCUCGCCUGGAAUUUUAAGAAAUCCAGGGUUGCGUUGGUGGUUUCCGAGAUUGAAUACCUCAAAAGUACUGUGACCCUCCUUGUAACUGUUCUGUUUGCAGGGAGGAAGAUCCGGUCCUCAAGACGUAAGACGCGGUCGAAAAAGGAAUCGAAGAAGGAUCGUGAAGAAGUGGAUCGUGAGUGUGCGAAGGUGAAAAUUGCCAUCGUGGAACAAAUGAAUGCCUCUGCCCACAAGCUGGAUAUGCAAGUCAAGGUUGAAGAGGAAGAGAGGAACGAGCCAAGCUUGGCCCGUGAUAGCCAGGAGCGAGCCCUUAUCAGACCAGGAGCUGGAGUCCUCCAACACAGCCUCGAAAUAGUGAAAUUUAGAGAAUCACUUGGGCGCACAGAGGACCAAGGGGAGGAGAGGGCUCUGGUCCUCAAUCAUUCAGCCGACCUGAUCGCAAAUCUACUCGAUCAAUGGACCACUUUGGCGGAUGAUGCUACAAACCCAUCAGUCGCGCAGGGUGACAAUGGAUUCGGCGAUUCUGGUGCAUCGAAGAUCUCCCAGCCUAAUCAAGGUUCGGAAAAUUUGGUCUUCAUGGAUGACAACCAACAUGGAGAGGCCACGAUCAGCAAUAUCUCGAACAAGCUACAAGGAGAGGCAUCUAGAGAAGAAAAUCAUAGGAACAUGUUAACGGAAGCUUACCUUGACGUGCGAAAUAGGGCAGAGCGAGCAGAAGAAGAAUUGGCGAGGUUGAAGGCAUCUUUGCAAGAUUCUCGAAAAACCACGACGCCGGAGAAUAUCCAGCCUAGCGAGAACAUAUAUUUUGCAGCCUCCUCAUCAGAUAGUGACGUAAGUCACUACAUACCCGAUUAUGGCGAUAAUGUGGCUGAGAUAUGUGAGUCUGAUGGACGAAAUAUCAGAGAAAGCAUUGAGGCGGGAAUGCCAAGGACUCGGAAUGAAAUCCAGGCUGAAUCGCGUUGGUAUGAUCAGGAAAGUGAGAGGCUUCGGGGUCAGCAUUGGAGUCACAGCGAUGACGAAGACGAGCAGAAAUGGAAAGCCCACCAAAAACGCAGGCUUGCGGAGAUGGUCACUCCGAGGUUUGGUUCAGAUGGGAUGAUCGAGGCACGAAGCACGGUCCGAAAUCAAGACAGAGCCACCUAUCCUAGAACACCACUCAAUGAUGACGCGAGACUACAUCCAAAAAGCCGUGUUGGAAUGACUAGAGGUGCCGCAAUGAUGGCUGAGAUGUGGCCCACAGGAAGUCCUCGAACGAGAGUGGCCGCUGCCAGUUCCAAGAAGUUCUCUGACCCAAAAUUGGGUGUGAAUGCUAAUGAGGAGCAAACAGCAAAUAGGGGCAUGGGAAGACCCCCUCCCAAUAGCGAUCGUCUAAGAGGUGAUCAGAGGGAAAGUUCCGAGUAUCCAGAGCCUCGAUAUAGUGGACGUGAGGAUCCACCCGUCAACCGGACUUCAAAGCAACGUGGUAAAUACGAAAUUGUGGAUCCUGAAUGGUAUUCCAGGCCCGUUGAGAGACCUUCCAGGCGUGUUAGUACUAAGUACCAAAUUGUGGAUCCUGAAGAUGUAUAA
This is a messenger RNA of Exophiala bonariae, 1872 nucleotides long. RefSeq lists its product as uncharacterized. Lineage: Eukaryota; Fungi; Ascomycota; Eurotiomycetes; Chaetothyriales; Herpotrichiellaceae. Bases 1 to 1872 code for a protein of 623 amino acids. The transcript has a single exon. The record is from RefSeq and is a predicted model, not a curated record.